Molecule: messenger RNA, 573 nt
Organism: Cetraspora pellucida
Lineage: Eukaryota; Fungi; Glomeromycota; Glomeromycetes; Diversisporales; Gigasporaceae
Source: the annotation of a GenBank genome assembly
AUGCUUAAAUUUAUAGCCAUUACGUAUAGCGGCACAACCCCAUCAACAUAUUCAGCACCUACUGCAAUAGAUAUGAGUGGAUUUGGUUAUAAGUACUCCUACCUUCAACAUGCUUCAAUAUUAGAUGCUCUUUUAUUAUCUUAUUCUGGUCCUAAAUUUUCGGUUUCUAGUUCAACCACCCCUGUUGAUUUGGGUGGUUUUUUUGUAUAUUUAUUAGAUAAUGCUCGUAGUCCAACUGCUGAUGCACUUUGUGGGACUACAUCUUCUUUUGUUGGAUCAUGUACUCAGCAAAAAACUGAUAUAAAUCCUGAUUGGUGCCUUUUGAUAGGAAAUUUCUUUGUAAGCCAAUCUGUUAAUUUUGAAAUCUCAUAUCUAACAUAUGAUGUUCCUUCUACUACCUCCCCUUCUCCUUCUGGUAGUGCAACUUCUUCUCUUAAUUCAACUACUUCUACUAGCAGUCCUUCUUCUACAUCUCCUUCUUCUGCUGGGAUGUCUAAAAUUACUAAAAUUGAUAUCGUUACAUUGAGUGUUUGUGGUAUUCUUGUUUGGUUGAUAAUGAUAUUUUAUAUGUAA